AUGGAUCGACACUCAUCUGAUACUGGCGCCAAACUACUAGUCGCAGAGGUGAACGACUUGGAGCAUGAUACACUCUGCAGCCGCUGUGAGAAGUCCAUCACGGGGGAAACCUCUUUGGGUUCCUGGUAUCUGAAGCUGCUCUUGGUCUUUCUCCUAUGCCAGGUCCCCAUCCUGGGGCUGAGCUUCCUUGCAUUCCAUGCCUUCCAGAGAAAUACAAAUGCCACGAUCCAAGGCAUCGACCAGCAGGACUACUUUACUCUCGAGAGCUACAACUCCACCGAGAAGCUCUACGACAUUGUAGAUGCUGCUGAUAGAUCACCGGAAGCAGACGCAUUCUGGCAUGAACUUCAGAAGACCGACGGCAUAGUCGCGGUCCGUAGCGAAUGGGCGAAGGAAAAGGCUCUGCCUGACACAGUCUCUCACCCUGAUGACCCGGCUUCCAAGAUCUAUCAAAUCAACGUCUUUCACGCACUGCACUGCCUGUACCGCAUCAGGAACAGACUCACAUCGAACAUACCACUCGAGAAGUGGCCGCGCAACGAUAUCCACACCAUGCACUGCGUAGACCACAUCCGGAACGACUUGAUGUGCCACGCCGACAUCUCGCUCUCGGGAUCAGACGAGUACGUCUCUUUCAACUCGCAUGGCUACAAUCAGAAGUGCAGAGACUUGGGUGCUCUGCAAAGGUGGGCGAAACGACACAGCUGGGCCGGGUAUAAGGAUUACCUGGAAGGCGUUGUUGGAUAUGAUUUCAAUGACGCGGAGCGGGUGAAUAUGGCUACGGCUGGGAAAGGGCACUGGAAUAAGGCACAGAGCACGCUAGAUAAGGAUACUGGGAAGAUUGAGCUUUGGUUUGAAGAGGACUGA
Colletotrichum lupini is the source of this 867-nucleotide messenger RNA. RefSeq lists its product as uncharacterized. The transcript is spliced from 4 exons. The coding region runs from base 1 to 867 and encodes 288 amino acids. The record is from RefSeq and is a predicted model, not a curated record. Gene Ontology annotation, biological process: mycotoxin biosynthetic process. Lineage: Eukaryota; Fungi; Ascomycota; Sordariomycetes; Glomerellales; Glomerellaceae.